AUGUCGCCGCCGCUUCCCCUCCCCGAAGCCAUCCCUCCGGUUCUGCGCUCCGCUAAAACACACGAACUCUCCAAAAUCGUCUUUAACAACCGAAGCCCCCGUUCGGUUCUUCCGAUUUGGGUGGAUUUCGAGGGCAAACCCCGUUGUUACCCGGUGCUGCAGCCUCGGACCGGGAGGAUGAUGCACAGUUACCGGGGUCACCUCUGGCUGUUCCGGGACGCGGGGACGAACGACGGCCUCCUCGUCAACCAGCAGGAGCUGUUUGUAGCGGCUCCCGAUGUGAAUAAAGCAGAUAUCACACUGCCAGUGUUCACCCUGAAAGAGAGAUGUCUCCAGGUUGUUCGCAGUCUGGUCAAACCAGUGGACUACAGGAAGCUGGACAUUGUUCGAUCGUUAUAUGAAGAGCUGGAAGAUCAUCCUGAUAUUAAGAAGGACCUUCAGCGGCUUUCUCUGGAGAGAAGUGAAAUGUUGAGCAACGGAAUUCUGGAAUAA
This is a messenger RNA of Antrostomus carolinensis (chuck-will's-widow), 492 nucleotides long. Its product is annotated as von Hippel-Lindau disease tumor suppressor. The transcript is spliced from 3 exons. The record is from RefSeq and is a predicted model, not a curated record. NCBI's taxonomy places the organism in Eukaryota, Metazoa, Chordata, Aves, Caprimulgiformes, Caprimulgidae. Bases 1 to 492 code for a protein of 163 amino acids.